AUGACUGGCGGACUUCACAUCGAGGAACACGAUCUGUAUGACAUUGUCUUCAAAGAGCCGAGAAGCUGGACCGCUGGCAUGGAUGUCAUCCCUGGUGUCGAAGGUCAGAUCCCCCCGCUGGCUACAUUUCCGGGGUCUAGCGUCAGAAGCAGCCUGCCCGGGGCCGAGUGGGAGGACUAUCUGAAUUCCUGGCUGUUCAGUAUCGAGUUCAGAUUAAGGCUACGGGACAACGAUUUCUCAAAACUUCGAAUCUCGCAAACCACCAGUGGUGCGGAGUUCCUGCUUUCGCUGUUCAAGGCGUCACGACAUGAAAAUUUGGCAUCGUCGAAGUCACAGAAAGAACGACUCUUGAUGAAACGAGCUUACAUGCUUCUAAGACGACUUCUCCUAGAGAUAAAUGUGCCCUUCGAUUGCGAGCUUUCGAAAUUGAUCGACCUGCUGUGCUUGGCUAGCUCUAUUUAUGCCUCAGUUACGGAUUGGAAGACCACUGUCAUGUCGCUAUGGAAGAGGAACAAAGCGCAAAUGACCAGUGCGGUCGAAGGCUGGAAGAAGGUCACGUCCCAGCUACUUUCGACUCAGCCAGAUUCAGUGUUGCUCUCCGACCAUUAUCGUCUCUUCAACUCUUGGCUCAAGAUAUCACCCGAAACAGGUCUGGUGUUGAUGACCGGUUCUGAUUACCUCGAAAUUUUGAUGGAGGCGUACGGUGCCCUGCAGACGACAUCUGACUUGGCGACAGCGCAAAAGCUCUCGACGGAGCAUAUUUUUUACUGCUUGCGGAGCCUCAUGUCGGACGGUCUGAAGCAUGGUUCCCUGCUGCUGGACCACCUAUACCAUAUGAAAUCAGAGGCUGACCGAGUGGCAAAGUCCAACCAUUCUCAGCCGACACUAUGCUCGAGCCUGGUAUGCCAUACAUCGUUCCUCAGACACCUAGCUGCUGAUGACUUUGUCAACUCUGGGAAAAGAGGUCAGGGAUUGGUUGAUGCCCUCACCACCUAUCGCCAGAAUACUGCACACCUGCAUCCACCAAUGGCACCUCGACGACGGAAAAUUCCAAAGGGCAAGGGCAAGGCCGAUGUGCAUGAAGAAAUGCAUAUCCAUAAAGCAUCCCAGAUCUCCCAAGUCCACGAUUUGUUCCCCGAUUUACCCAAUCAUUAUGUCCUUAAGCUUCUUGACAAUUUCAAUGAUGACACUGAAGCGGUGAUCGCUGCCUUGCUGGAACCAGAGUCCCUUCCUGCAAACCUGCGCGAACCAGGUUCGUUGGAAGGCAUUUCAGUGGACGUUGACGGGCCACCACCUGAACUGGCACCACAUUCGACGCCGCCGCUGCCUCCCCAAAGGAAGAAUGUUUUUGAUGGAGAUGACUUUGAUACCUUGCGUAUAUCGGCAAGUCGUUUACACAAAGGCCGGAAAGAGGUCACAGUCGGAAAGGGUACUGAGGACGAACAUACUCGAAGAAAAGCGGCCAUUAUGGCAGCCUUGGCAGCCUUUGAUUCUGAUGACGACGAACGAGAUGACACUUAUGACGUUGCCGAUGUUGGUGGGACAGUCGAUUCCACAUUGGACACUGACAGUCGACCCAAAUCGGAAAGAAAUCUUGAGCAGAACCCGCAUGAAGAGUCAUUGUUCCGCGCUUGGAAAGACAAUGAAGGGCUUUUUGCACGAGAGAGCAAGAUCCGAGCCUCUCCAGUGCGGCAAGACCUGAAGCGGGCGACCGGCAUGAGCGAUGAGCAGCUCGAAGGAUGGGCAAUCAUGUUGAAGAAGGAUCCAAAAUUGCAAGAUCGCUUGGAGAAGAAAUACGCAGUCUCAGGCACUUUCCGAGGAAACCAGACUGCGCUCGGGUCGACGAGAUGGCAAGGGGACACUCCUGAUGACAGUGAAGAAGCUGAUAACAGCAGUGGCGGACGUCGCAUGGGUCAAGCGCAAAUUCGCGGGAGCCGCACAUGGGGCCGUGGUCGAGGCGGGAGCACAGGGGGUCCAAGUGGCGAGGCUUCCACUCAAGCGGCACGAAAGCGAAAGGAACAGGGUAGAGGUCGGGGCGGAGCGAACCAUAGUCGACGCGAAGGCCGAGCGCGGAAGAUGGGCAGAGGGAUGGCAGGGCCGUCAAGCUGAUUGUAGAG
Exophiala xenobiotica is the source of this 2117-nucleotide messenger RNA. RefSeq lists its product as uncharacterized. Bases 1 to 2109 code for a protein of 702 amino acids. Lineage: Eukaryota; Fungi; Ascomycota; Eurotiomycetes; Chaetothyriales; Herpotrichiellaceae. The transcript has a single exon. Gene Ontology annotation, molecular function: ubiquitin binding. The record is from RefSeq and is a predicted model, not a curated record.